Letharia lupina is the source of this 1164-nucleotide messenger RNA. RefSeq lists its product as uncharacterized. Gene Ontology annotation, cellular component: nucleus. The coding region runs from base 1 to 1164 and encodes 387 amino acids. Lineage: Eukaryota; Fungi; Ascomycota; Lecanoromycetes; Lecanorales; Parmeliaceae. The record is from RefSeq and is a predicted model, not a curated record. Gene Ontology annotation, molecular function: RNA polymerase II cis-regulatory region sequence-specific DNA binding; DNA-binding transcription factor activity, RNA polymerase II-specific. The transcript has a single exon. Gene Ontology annotation, biological process: regulation of DNA-templated transcription.
AUGGGCACUCAGAAAGGUUCCAACACGAAAAAGGCAUCGGGAUCUCCCUCAGCAAAGCACGGGAUUACCACAAACCCCAAGCAUGUCACCAGAUCACCUCGUCUUUCACCACUCAAACGCUCAAAAGCGCCAGAGUCCACCUUGCAGCCCACUGCAUCGCCACACUUCCCUCUUCCAGCUUCCAUCGUCAAUUCAGGACAAGCCCAAAAACAUUGGCAAGAAUGGGAGCAGCAGCUCCUGGUCUCGCUGCGCCAAAAAGGGAAGACUAACCGCGAAAUCAGCAAACAUUUGCCCGGUCGAUCCAAGAGAGCCUGUCAGGAACAAUUGCUGAAAUUGCUCAAGCACGGAGAGCAAAACCCCUAUCCUCUACUGGAAGAUGAUCGCGCGGAAUUCCGGGCUCUGAAGAAUAUGAAGAGAUGGAAGGAUUGGGAAGAUCAAAUCAUCAUCAGUAACUACAACGCGGGCAAGAGUUGGGGAGAAAUCAGCGAGCUACUGCCUUCCCGCACAGAAAAGGCGACAUUAGCGCGAUGGAAACAACUUCCGAAAUUCAAAUCCCCAAACCCACCGGAAAGUAAAUGGAGUCAAUAUGAAGAUCGGCUCCUGGGGUCUCUUCGCACCGCAAGAAAAGACUGGGCGGAAAUCGCUCAGCAGAUUCCAAACCACUCACGAUACGGUUGUAGGCAACGUUGGACCCAAGAUCUGCAUUAUCACUCGUCAAAGAAAUGGACGAAGCAAGAGAAGGAGACACUCAUGUCUCUGGUCAAGACGGUUGGGUAUCGUUGGUACGAAAUCGCCAAGUUCAUUCCUGGCCGAACGGGAGUUGCCUGCCGAUGUUGUUACGUGCGGUAUUGGGGUGAAGAAGACGGAGAGGGUGGGCCAUCGCCGGAGGAUUGGAUAGAUAUUUGGGACAGUGAGUCGCUUGUUCAUCGAUUACAGACCGAGCUGACGACUUCAGACCCUCCGAAUCCUGAGGAGACCGAUGGGGAGACCGAGAUUGACUCUAUGGAACUGGAGUCCACUGCUCGUGAUGCGAAUCAAGAAAUGGACUUUGAUGUCGGAGAGUCUGCCUCAGCUCCAGUCAACCCCGCGCCCACAGCCGAGAAAGAUCAGUAUAAGAGUUUCAAUGCAAAGAAGAAGCAAGCGAUCUAUGUCCCAGAGAUAUGA